AUGGACGCCCUGCUGCUGUCCGCCACCGCCAUGUCGGGGCGUCAGCAGCGUCAGCGAUUUAAGAAGCAGCUGCACCAAGCGCUCCGCUGGUACGAAGCAGCCAAGCAGCUGGGCUGGGGCAUGCUCUGCCUGAUGCCGCACAACAUUAUCUCCAACUUGUGGGUAGAGAACAAUCUCCGCGUCCCCUUCUGGCACAUCUGGCUCAAGUUGGUUGUAGAGGUGAAUCUGGAGGCCUACAAAGCAAGCAUGGCCUUAGACGCCUGGCUAGGCUCAGAAGGCAUCUCUGGCGGAUCUAUCAGCGAGAAGGCAACGCUGUCGAUCGAGGCAGACACGCCGACACCGGCGACGCAAGUGGAGGAGAUUAAAGACAGCGAGAUGGAAGAUGGCGAAGACACCAAGAACGGCGACAACGACGGCGCUGAGGAUGCGCCGUCUCAAGGACCCGCUAAGAGCCCUGCGCCCGCCCGUCCGAUGCGCCAGCUUACCUUAAUUGAGCUGUGUAAGCCUUUUCAAGGCAAAUAG
This is a messenger RNA of Ascochyta rabiei, 522 nucleotides long. RefSeq lists its product as uncharacterized. Lineage: Eukaryota; Fungi; Ascomycota; Dothideomycetes; Pleosporales; Didymellaceae. Bases 1 to 522 code for a protein of 173 amino acids. The transcript has a single exon. The record is from RefSeq and is a predicted model, not a curated record.